This is a messenger RNA of Lolium perenne, 2520 nucleotides long. RefSeq lists its product as uncharacterized. The record is from RefSeq and is a predicted model, not a curated record. NCBI's taxonomy places the organism in Eukaryota, Viridiplantae, Streptophyta, Magnoliopsida, Poales, Poaceae.
GAGAAAGAAUGCCUAGAGAGUAAACCACGCGGAGAGAAGACUCCAAAACCCAAAUCCAGGGACGUCGCCCUCCUUUCUCUCGCCGUAGCCUCCACUCCACUUGAAGUCGUCGCCGCGCCGCCGUCCUACCUCGUCGUCGGCGCCCGCGCCAUCAGAACCCCAAGCCCCUUGCCCUAGCUUCCACAAAGGGGACCCACCGGAGCGGAGAUGUCGUCGUGGCUGCGCAGCGCGGUGAGCCGGGCCGGCCGCAGCGGCGUCGCGCGCGCCGUCAAAGGGUACGCCGACGCCGUCGCGCACCAUGCCGGCCAGGCCGUCUCCGAAAUCCUCCACGACCGCGGGGGUACACAGAGCUUCAAAAGUUUCAAGAAAACAGUAAUGCGCUUGGAAGAGGCAGCAGUUUCAUGUCAUGGGAGCGAUAGAGUUGAACUGUUAAGGCGUUGGUUGGGAGUACUACAAGACAUUGAGGCUGAACUUGCCGGAUCAGAUUUGAAGGAUGCUGAACAUCAUGAUUCUGCUGGUGAAUUAGAUGCUUUAAAACCACCAUUGGCUUUGUUUUAUGAUCCUGAUAUUGAAGGAGCACCUAUGAACUUCCGUGAUGUGUUCCUGUACAGCCAGGCGCUUGAAGAUAUUACACAAUCCAUGAUUCUUGAAGCUCCAUCUGAGGAAGAAGUUUCACUUCUCCUGGAAAUUUUUGGACUGUGUCUCACUGGUGGGAAAGAAGUCAACAAGGCAAUCGUGAACAGUGUGCAAGAUCUGGCCAAUGCAUUCUCAAAUUACAAAGAUGAAGUCCUGGUGAAGCGUGAAGAGUUACUUGAAUAUACACGGAAUAUUAUUUCAGGACUAAAGAGAAAUGCUGAUAUUAUGAGGAUAGAUGCUGAAACCCUUGAGUUGUGGAGAGAACUAGAAGGGAAGGAGAACUCACGGUCUCAAUCAACUGAAAAUGAAGAUAAAGCAUCAGAGAAGAUUGCUGUUGCCAAUAUUGAGGCUUUGAAAGAGGCACUUACAGAAGUCCGCUUUUGCUCUAGAGUGGAAGAACUUCUACUGAAGAAGAAGUCGAUUGCUCCUGGGGACUCCAUGGAGAUUCAUUCUCAGAAGGUCGACAAGCUUAAGGUCCUGGCAGACUCCCUUGCUAGUUCAUCCUCCAAAGCAGAACAGCAGAUCAUGGACCACAGGCGUCAGAAAGAAGAUGCUCUGAACUUUCGUGUGAAAAAAGAGAAUGAAGUGAAUGCAGCUGAGAAGGGAUUGCUUUCUGAGAUUACUGAAUUGGAGAAGCAAAGAGAUGAACUUGAGGCUCAGUUGAAAAAGGUCAAUAUAUCAAUAAAGGCUGCUUCUGUGCGGCUCAAGACAACCAGGGAAGAGAGAGACCAAUUUGAUGAGGCAAACAGCCAAAUUAUAUUUAGUUUAAAAACGAAGGAAGACGACCUCUCGAAAUCCAUCACCUUAUGUAAUGUUGAAGCCAAUGUAGUCAAAACCUGGAUCGAUUUCCUUGAGAACACCUGGCAGUUCCAGUCCUCAUACAAUGAACAGAAGGAAAAGAAAACAAGUGAUGAGUUGGAGAGAUGUGUGAGUGAUUUUCUGAAGUUGCCCUUUUGUAAUAUAAUAUGUUAUGGACUUUGCAGUGUUGAGUUGGAGAGAUGUGUGAGUGAUUUUCUGAAGUUGACCAAACAUCACCUUUCAGCCUUCAAGGAAGUCCUAAGCCCGUCGAUUGAGAGUAUCCAAACAUAUGUGGAUAAUUUGGCAGUCUUGAACUCAAGGGAAGAGACAAGAGAACAUAAAGAUGAUGAAUCAUCAGAGAAGACAAACCCACUUAAAUCCCUCGAGGAGGAAUAUUUGGAAACUGAAAAGAAGAUCAUAAUUGCUUUCAGCAUCGCUGAUCACAUAAAGAAGCUGUUCUAUUCUGAGCAUGGGGCUAAUUCUAGGAGAGAUGACCCAGAGGUCAAGAAGCUAAUUGAUGAGAUCGAGAAACUGAGGGAAGCAUUUGAAUCUAUAGAAAGGCCAACACUAAGUGUAGAAGACCACAAAUCAAGGCCACUACCUGAGGAAAGAUCUGACUUGAGCCCUUCACCUAUCCAAGCACCUGUUACCCCUAGAGCCGCGCAUGUCGAUUCCCCCAAAUCUCCCUUGAAGGCCGAGCAGCAGGUGCAUUCUGAUGCUGAACUUGCAGACCUGGGAGCAGGUUUCGGGAAGGAUGACAAAGAUUACUCUGGUGAGGAGAUCAGUGGGUGGGAGUUUGAUGAGCUCGAAGAGGACUGAGCGCCGACUCAUCAUCCGAAUCGAGCAUCUGCACUAACAUGUAUUUCUCCAGUUCCGACAUGCCACAGAAAUGUGUAGCGUCGGAUGUAUAUAGCGGUGUCUGUUCGAUUGCAUCUUCGCGUUGUCUGCAGGUAUGCAGAUUGUGCGACUGACCUGUAACCUUGGCAAGACAGUUGCUAUUUGUUUGUUCUUGCCAUGAUGAUGUCCCAGUUUACAUGUGUACUGAUUACUGAACAACACCGUUGUAAGAUUUAUAAGUUUGGACUU